Molecule: messenger RNA, 553 nt
Organism: Mytilus trossulus (common blue mussel)
Lineage: Eukaryota; Metazoa; Mollusca; Bivalvia; Mytilida; Mytilidae
Exons: 7
Coding region: 146-553 (135 amino acids)
Source: RefSeq, a predicted model, not a curated record
AGAUUUACAUAUUUUGGCUCAUUAUAUCAAGAAACUUUGAGAUAUGUAGGUGUUUUUUUACAACUGGAAAACUUACACACGCAAGCACGUGCAGACUAUAUAGUCCUCUGUCUGUAUAAUAGCACCAUUACAAGAUUAACUCAAGAUGAUACCUGAUGAAAUAAAGCAGUGCAUAAUUAAAAUGUUUUAUAAAGGAUAUCCUUAUAGACUGAUGCACUACAUACUGGAAAAAAAAAAGAACUUUCAGAUAAGUUUCCAGUAUUUGCAGCAUAAAGUUAUCCCCAGGUUAGGUUUAAAGAGAAGGAACUGUAGAAUUGACAUUGAUACAGCAAUCUCAUUGGCAGUGAGUGAAAUCCAGAAUGGUUGUAAUGGAUGUGAAAAUUUACGUCGUUCACUGAAAAUAAAAUACCACUUGCAAAUAACAAGGUCUCUUUCCAGGGAACUUGUUAGAAUUUUAGAUGCUGAUGGUAUUGAAAGACGUAAAGGUAGAAGAUUAAGGAGAAGAAAAUAUAUAUCCAGGGGUCCUAACUAUGUGUGGCACUUGGGUAAGUAA